GUUGGAAGGGAGUAGAUUGAUGAAGAAAUCACCAAUCUGCGGGUACAAUUACCGCCUGCCUUCAGGGAGAAGAUCACCACGAAGAUCCAGCAAAUGUCUCCAAUCCCGCAGAAUGACCCUCUGCCACGAUCGACCACUACGAUACUCGACCUCGGGGACAUACAAAAGAGGGACAUACUUGGCAUGGCUACUUUCUUGCUGUAUACUCUCUGGAUCUGUGUUGGACCGGCUUUAUGGCUCAGAGUGCAGCAUUCUGUGCACUGCGUAGCGCGGCAAAACACUAAUUACGUAAAUUACACACCACAUGAGCAC
Molecule: messenger RNA, 312 nt
Organism: Aspergillus aculeatinus CBS 121060
Lineage: Eukaryota; Fungi; Ascomycota; Eurotiomycetes; Eurotiales; Aspergillaceae
Exons: 1
Coding region: 113-268 (51 amino acids)
Source: RefSeq, a predicted model, not a curated record